Messenger RNA from Gastrolobium bilobum, 3305 nucleotides. RefSeq names its product phosphoinositide phosphatase SAC2-like. Gene Ontology annotation, molecular function: phosphatidylinositol-3,5-bisphosphate 5-phosphatase activity. The record is from RefSeq and is a predicted model, not a curated record. The coding region runs from base 511 to 2934 and encodes 807 amino acids. The transcript is spliced from 16 exons. NCBI's taxonomy places the organism in Eukaryota, Viridiplantae, Streptophyta, Magnoliopsida, Fabales, Fabaceae. Gene Ontology annotation, cellular component: intracellular membrane-bounded organelle. Gene Ontology annotation, biological process: phosphatidylinositol dephosphorylation.
AUCAUCAUCAUUUUUUUUUAUUCAUUUCUAAUUAUUUAAUUUAUUUUAUUUUUGCGUGGAUGCAGUGGCCCAAGCUUUGGCUUUCUUCUCUUUCUCUCUGCUUCUUCUGACAAUCUCAUAUUCACUUCCUUUUCAUCUAUAGAAACCAAAAUCUGCUACUGCUUCUCCAUUCCCCAAAACCAAUCUUCUUCUUGAUUCCUCAAAAAGCUGCUAUUUUUUUUUUUCACUCUCUCUCUCUCUAUUCUCUGAUUUAGAUUUCACUCUUAUUGGUUUUAUUUUUUAUUUUUUAUUUUUGGUUUGAAUUUUGGGUUUGAUUGUGUAUGUAAACAGAAUUUUAUGUGUCCCAUUGGUGUAAAGAUUUGAGCUUUUUGUUGUACUUCUUUUUGGGUGUGUGUAUUCAAGAGCUUCUGUUUGAUCAAAGAGAAGUUCUUUUUGUUUUGUUUUGAAUUUUCUGCUGGUGAACUCGUUGGAAAAACCCGAGCUUUUUUGAGGCUCGGGAUCUGAAUUGUAAUGGAGUUAUCAAAGGAGAAGCUGAAGAGCAGUGUGGUUGUUGAAGAUGGAGCUGACCCAAAGUCUUACUAUAUGCAGAAGUUCAGGCUUUAUGAAACUCGCUCGAAAUUUUUUAUGAUAGGAAGAGACAAAAGCAGAACAAUUUGGAGGGUCUUAAAGAUUGACAGAUUGGAGCGAUCUGAAUUAAAUAUCAUUGAAGAUAUAACAGUAUACUCAGAAAUUGAGUGUUGUGACCUUCUGCGGCGGAUACAUGAAGGAAACAAGUCAACAGGGGGACUUAAAUUUGUAACAAUGUGUUAUGGAAUCAUUGGAUUUAUCAAAUUUCUUGAGCCAUACUACAUGAUGCUUAUAACAAAACGAAGGAAGAUCGGUACAAUAUGUGGGCACACUAUAUAUGCUAUCACAAAGAGCGAAAUGGUUCCUAUUCCACAUGCCACUGUGCAAUCCAAAAUGGCAUGUUCUAAUGAUGAGAAAAGAUACAAGAAGCUUCUAUGCAGUGUGGAUCUUACGAAGGACUUCUUUUUCAGCUACUCAUACAAUGUCAUGCUUAGUCUUCAAAAGAACUUAUCUGGUCAUAAUAUUAUGGGACAAUCACUUUAUGAAACACUCUUUGUUUGGAAUGAAUUCUUAACUCGUGGAAUCAGGAAUAAUCUCCAGAAUACUUCUUGGACAGUUGCCUUGGUGUAUGGAUUUUUUAAACAGGUCAAACUUUCCGUAUCUGGCCGUGAGUUCAACUUGACCAUCAUUGCUAGGCGCUCACGGCAUUAUGCUGGGACCAGAUAUUUGAAACGAGGAGUGAAUGAAAAGGGUAGAGUAGCUAAUGAUGUUGAGACAGAACAGAUAGUCUUUGCAGAUGCUCAUGAUGGAUGCCCAAUGCAAAUCAGUUCUGUGGUGCAGAUCAGGGGUUCAAUCCCUCUGUUCUGGUCUCAGGAAGCCUCUCCAUUGAAUAUAAAACCUGACAUCAUAUUAUCAAGGAAAGAUGAUGAUUUUGAAGCAACAAGACUUCAUUUUGAAAAUCUUGUCAAGAGAUAUGGAAAUCCAAUUAUUAUAUUGAACUUGAUUAAGACACGUGAGAAGAAGCCUCGAGAAACUAUUUUGCGAGCCGAGUUUGCAAAUGCUGUUAGGUCCAUUAAUACAAAUUUGAAAGGGGAUAAUCGCCUGAGGUUCCUUCAUUGGGAUUUGCAUCGGCACUCAAGAUGCAGCAAAGCUACCAAUGUGUUGGCACAACUGGGAAAAGUGGCUGCAUAUGCAUUGAAGCUAACUGGCAUCUUCUACAGUCCAGUGACACCGAAUUUGAGGCUCGAGGGAUUUUUUCAAUAUUCCUACUCUGAGAAUAACAAUGUCACUGAUCACUCUGUCACAGAGCGAGAUAGUAUGAACAAGGAAAAUGUUGAUAAAGAAACAGAAGUUGGCAAUUGUUAUUAUAGUGGUGAUGAGAUCAAAGAUUAUAGUGUCAAACCCCAGAUGCUUCAAGCAGGGGUCUUGAGGACUAAUUGCAUAGACUGUUUAGAUCGUACCAAUGUUGCGCAAUAUGCUUAUGGAUUAGCUGCACUAGGACAUCAACUACAAAUUUUAGGAUUUAUGGAAUCCCCAAAUAUUGAUCUUGAUAACCCUUUGGCAAAGGAAUUAAUGGAAGUCUAUGAGUCCAUGGGCGACACAUUAGCCUUUCAAUAUGGGGGUUCUGCAGCGCACAAUAAGAUAUUUUCUGAGAGAAGAGGUCAAUGGAAGGCAGCAACACAAUCCCAGGAAUUUAUUCGAACCCUGCAGCGUUAUUACAACAACACAUAUAUGGAUGGAGAUAAACAAAAAGCAAUUAACAUAUUCUUGGGGCAUUUUCAGCCACAACAAGGAAAAGCGGCACUGUGGGAGCUAGAUUCAGAUCAACAUCACACUGUUGGGAAACGUGGCCCCUGUUUAGCAGAUGACAAAUUUAGAUCAAGUAUUAAAAGAUCACUAUCAGAUGGCAACAUUGUCGGUGAAAGUGAUACUACAGUUAGGACCAAUUGUCAGCACCCAUCUGAAAUACCUGAUAAGCGUCGUCUUUCAGAGUCUACUCCAGACAUCUUUACUUGUGGAAGUGCCAUUUGUCAUUGCAGGCAGUUAUAUGGGAGAAUGGUUAAGGACCAACAUUGUGACAGUGAUCACAUUGGUUUUGAUGAACAUGGAGAUGCAUGCGACUGCUCCAAUUUCCUUGAUGUGGACUGGCUUUCUUCUUCUGGGAAUUCUUGCGAAGAGGAAUUACUUGAAAGGUCAACCAGCAUCUCCUCAGAGAAUAUUGUGAAUGAACUAAAAACUGAGACAUCUGCAAGUGAGUCUGGAUCCAGCAUGAAGGGAAAGCUGAGUGGAGCAGAACUCAACAAAGAUGGCAAAUACACUGAAAGCUUUGAACGCUGGGUAACUAAUGGGGAGAUGCUUUUUGUCUAAUAAGACUAUUCAUGAAUAGUUUUGUGACAUUUAUCACCCCAUCCGAAGGAUUGUGGGUUCCUGACUUGCUGUACAGAAAUAAAUGGUAAGAUAUAAUCCAAAAGCAAAAAUAGCAAAUGCAGCAGCUGAGGAGCUGAUUUUUGGUUCAAGGGCAUUUGAGUUAACAGAUUAUAUUUGCCCUGCAAAGUUCUCUGUAGUCCAUGGUAGCCAUCAUUUGGGAGGUAAUGUUAGAUGUCAAUAGGUAAAUUCAUUUUUGUGCCUCCCCAACUAGUUACAUUAUUAAACAUACCAAAAUCAUCAACCUUAUAUAUCAUUUUCAUUGAGAAAACAAAAAUAUUUCAUAGCUGGUACUCAGGUUAUAACUGCUUUGA